CACGGGCGGUUGCUGUGGAGACGGCGACCAGCGAGAGGGCCCGCGCUGACCCGACCUUUAAGAUACAAAAUAUUACAUUUAAUAUACGAAAGCAUGGCGAGUGGUCAAAGGCCAGCUUCAGCAAGUCGAUCAGUGGCCAAAGCCAAUUUGGGACCUACUGGAAGACCUCCUUCAACUGCUCUUCGAGCUCCAUCAACUGCUGUGAGGAUGGGAACUGCGAUGACUCCUGGAACAUCUAGACCUGGAACCCGUAGUGGGGGGCUAAUGCCUGGAGGACUGCUCUCUGCUCAGAUCAAAGUUGCCGAUCGCCCUGUAACACAGCAAGGUUUGAGCGGAAUGAAAACUGGAAUGAAAGGUCCACAACGUCAGAUCCUGGACAAAUCCUAUUUUCUUGGACUCCUUAGAGCCAAAAUAAAUGAACUUACUACAGAAGUUAGCAAGCUACAAAAGGAAAUCGAUAUGUUUAAUCAAGAAAAUUCUGUCUAUUUAUCUUAUGAAAAGAGAGCUGAAGCAUUGGCUGUAGAAAUUAAAGACUUCCAGGGGCAGCUAGCAGACUACAAUAUGCUGGUGGAUAAACUGAACACAAAUACAGAUAUGGAGGAAGUUAUGAAUGACUUUAACAUUCUGAAAGCACAAAAUGAUCGAGAAACUCAGAGCAUGGAUAUAAUCUUCACAGAACGCCGAGAGAAGGAAGAUCUUAUUCGAGUUAUAGAUGAAGAAAUCGAAAAGGAAAAACAGGCAGCAGAUACCAUCAUCAAAAAUAUGUCAGAAGACAAACAGGCCAAAUACAUGAAAAUGAAAUCAACAAAUGAACAUCUGUUACACGAGCUGGAUGCUCGGCAGCAAGAAUUAGAUGGGCUGAACACAAAGAAGGAAGCUUUGGAGACUGAUAUAGCUCACUCCCAGGUAAAGCAAGAAGCCGUGGUACUGUAUGAAAAGCUCAAUGAAUUGGAAUCUCAUCGUGAUCAGAUCAUCUCAGAGGAUAAAAGUAUGGGCUCUCCACAGGAAGAGAGAGAACGACUACUAAAGCAGGUUAAAGAAGAUAACCAGGAAAUAGCAAGUAUGGAAAGACAAUUGACUGAAAUGAGAGAGAAAAUCAACCAGGUAACUGAGGAGAUUCGACAUCUUGACUUGGAUUUGGAGGAGCAUCAAGAAGGAGAACGAAAUCAGAAGUACAAAGAACUGAAAAAGAGGGAAGAAACCAUGGAUGCAUUCCUGGAUACUUAUGAAGAAACCAAAACCCAAGAGUUUGAACGGAAGGUGCAGCUUGAGGCUAGCAUUGUAGCACUCCUGGAGCACAUGAGUAGAAAUAUGAACCGAAUGAAACAGAUCUCCUCAAUAACUGCAAAUGAGCUAAAGUCAAUGCAAGAGGACCUAAAUUUCAAGGAGACUGAAAUGCAGAAAUCUCAGAACACUGCCAAGAGUUUGACUGAUGAAAGUCACCGACUCCAGCAGGACCUUCAAAAGGUAGAGCAACUGGAAAACAAAAUCAAUACUGAACUGAAUUCCUUAAAAGAAAAGAUCGACCAAAUGACUGAUGCACUAGAAACCUAUAGCAACUUGGAUGGACUGAAGGCAACCGGGGAAGACAGAAAAAAGAAACUGCAGGAAGAGAGGGUCACACUGACGAAACGUAGAGACACCUUCAGGAAAGUUAUGCAGCAGCUAUCAAAACAGUAUGAGGCUUUGAAGGUACAACUGCAAGAAAAUGAGACUCAUGCACAGCUGACAAACUUGGAGCGUAAGUGGCAGCACCAUGAACAGAACAACUUUGUUAUGAAAGAAUUCAUAGCCACAAAGGGUAUGGAGAGUGACUACCGGCCAAUUGUGAAGAAUGUGACAAAACAACUUGCUGAGUACAACAAAGUACUGCAAGAAGGCCUUCAGAACUCCAGGAACUGACAUGGACUCUUUCAUGACUAAUCUGGAAGGAUAUUGAAGUGACUCAUUUCAAUUUCUUUUAACAUACCAAUGAGAAAUUUCCAUACCAGUAUAAACUCACAUUGUUCUUGUUACAUUUAUUUCAUGGUGGAAUAAACUUUUUUUCACAUUA
Messenger RNA from Callorhinchus milii (elephant shark), 2053 nucleotides. It is a transcript of the gene ift74, whose product is annotated as intraflagellar transport 74. Gene Ontology annotation, cellular component: cilium; intraciliary transport particle B; centrosome. The transcript is spliced from 21 exons. Lineage: Eukaryota; Metazoa; Chordata; Chondrichthyes; Chimaeriformes; Callorhinchidae. The coding region runs from base 94 to 1902 and encodes 602 amino acids. Gene Ontology annotation, biological process: cilium assembly; intraciliary transport involved in cilium assembly. The record is from RefSeq and is a predicted model, not a curated record. Gene Ontology annotation, molecular function: beta-tubulin binding.